Pieris macdunnoughi is the source of this 2112-nucleotide messenger RNA. Lineage: Eukaryota; Metazoa; Arthropoda; Insecta; Lepidoptera; Pieridae. The record is from the annotation of a GenBank genome assembly.
AUGGCUCCGCUUAAUAUUUUCUACCAAAAUGUUCGGGGGCUACGAACAAAAACGAGUACUUUUUACAGAAAUGUGUGUGUUAAUAACUAUGAUAUUAUAUGUAUUACUGAAACGUGGCUUUUGGAGGGUAUCUCGGAUUCCGAGUUGUUCGAUAAUCGUUUGGCUGACCUUGUUCUGAAAUAUCCUUCUGAUGCAUUUUUAAUACUUGGCGACUUUAAUCAACCGAAUAUUAAGUGGUGUCAGACAAAUGAUCUCUCUUCUCUCUAUCCGAGUGACAUACAGGGAGAUGUUCAAAGGAAUUUUAUAGACAAUUUGAAUAUCUGUAAUCUUUCACAAUAUAAUUGCUUCCACAAUAUUCACGAUAGGAUUUUGGAUCUUGUACUAUCCAAUAACGAUAUUUCUGUUACCUGCUGCGCUGAUCCCCUGGUAUGCGAAGAUCCCCAACAUAAAGCGCUUUGCAUUUCGGUCGAGUUCGUUCAGUUGCACAGCCUACCCACUCGUCCUCGCUUACAAUAUUUGUACAACAAGGGCGAUUACAAUGCCAUAAAACGAAAUUUGGAUUCCGUGAACUGGGACUAUGAACUGAGGCGUAGAUCCUUUGAAGAUGCUGUAUCGUAUUUCUAUGACACUAUCAACGACCAGCGUAACAUCCACAUUCCAUCAAGAAUUGUAACCAUACAGUCAAAAUUCCCAGUCUGGUAUAAUAGCUCUCUAAUCAAAAUAAUAAAGGAGAAAGCUAAAUAUCAUUUAAAGUUUAAAAAAUAUAAAAACCUCUCGGAUCAUCAUUCAUUUGUCGUUUUACGACAGAGAGUGAAAGAUUUAGAAAAAGAGUUGUUUAACAAUUAUAUAUCUGGUAUAGAAUCAAACAUAAAGCGCAAUCCUAAAGCUUUUUGGGCUUAUGUAAAAUCAAAAAAGCAGUCCAAUUGCUAUCCCUCUGUACUACAGUAUGGAAAUCAUUCAUCUGGGGAUGGGGAUGUUAUAUCCAACAUGUUCAGCGACUACUUUUAUUCAAAUUUUUUGGAACCGAGCGCUGUCAAUAACAACUCACCACCAAUCAACACACAGACCGUACCCGAGGGGGCUGCUUGUUUCGGCACUGAUAUCGGGUCAAUAGAAAUUAAUAGGGAUGAAGUAUAUAGAUUCUUGAAACAUGUGGAUCUAAACAAGUCACCGGGGCCUGACAAUAUUCCACCAGUGUUUAUAGUAAAUUGCGCCGAUAGCCUGACUUUACCACUAUCAAUUUUAUUCCAAUUAUCACUUACUUCCGGAGUAGUUCCCACUUUGUGGAAGUCUGCGUAUAUAACACCUGUACUGAAAAAAGGAUCAAAAGCCGUCGUUGAAAAUUACAGACCUAUAUCUAAGUUGUGUGCAUUCGCUAAAAUUAUGGAAAAAAUGUUUUACAGACAAGUAUAUGCAGCACUGAAACUGGACUUUUGUGAAUACCAACACGGUUUUAUAAAGGGUCGGUCGACUACGUCAAAUUUGAUCCUCUGUAGUGACUUUAUAUCAGACUCCAUGGCUAAUGGAUCCCAGGUGGAUGUUAUAUACACAGACUAUAGCAAAUGUUUCGACAAAAUCGACCACAACAUACUUUUAAGCAAGUUAUCUUCCAUGGGUAUACGGGGUAAUCUAUUCAGAUGGUUCUCAUCGUACGUAGAGAAUCGAUGUCAGACUGUGGUGUUGAAUGGAUACUCGUCAAGAACUAGAUAUAUACCUUCAGGAGUCCCACAAGGAUCGCUUUUGGGCCCACUUCUCUUUAAUAUAUUUGUUAACGACAUCACACAUUGUUUUCAGUCGUCCAAAAUUCUACUGUAUGCUGAUGACAUGAAAAUCAUGAAACAGAUUAACUCUGUCGCUGAUGCACUCUCUUUACAAGAAGAUCUGGACCGCUUUCAAAAUUAUUGUGUACUGAACGGGCUCGACUUGAAUGUAUCUAAGUGUUACAUUUGUACAUUUACUCGCAAACUCCACCCCAUUGCCUUUCCCUAUAAACUUCAAGAUUCUAUUUUAGUAAGAGUUGGAUCUGUCAAAGAUCUGGGAGUUAUAUUUGACAGCAAACUUCUUUUGAUCUGCAUAUUGAGAGCAUCAUUAAUAAAGCCACGAAAGCGUUAG